Tachysurus fulvidraco (yellow catfish) is the source of this 5261-nucleotide messenger RNA. It is a transcript of the gene atp2c1, whose product is annotated as ATPase secretory pathway Ca2+ transporting 1. Gene Ontology annotation, molecular function: ATP binding; P-type calcium transporter activity; ATP hydrolysis activity. Lineage: Eukaryota; Metazoa; Chordata; Actinopteri; Siluriformes; Bagridae. The transcript has 27 exons. The record is from RefSeq and is a predicted model, not a curated record. The coding region runs from base 115 to 2898 and encodes 927 amino acids. Gene Ontology annotation, biological process: calcium ion transmembrane transport; manganese ion transport; intracellular calcium ion homeostasis. Gene Ontology annotation, cellular component: Golgi membrane; endoplasmic reticulum; plasma membrane.
GCUUUGCUUUGUCCAUAUUUGUAGGAAAUGUGAGCGUUAACACGAGGCUCAACAGCGCACCGUGGUGACGUCAUCAAUCAGCGCCCGAGAACCAACAGUGGGAUUUUGCGGAAGAUGCUUAAGAAAAAACAUCAGCUGCUUGCCGAGACUCAAUCCCAAAGUGAAGAUGAGACCAUGGUCCCUGUACUAACAUCCAAAAGAGCCAGUGAACUUCCUGUAAACGAAGUGGUGUGUGUUCUGCAGGCUGACCUGCAGUUUGGUCUCACUGACUCGGAGGUGAGCAGGAGAAGAGCGUAUCAUGGGUGGAACGAGUUUGAAAUCAGUGAGGAUGAGCCGCUCUGGAGGAAGUACCUGUCUCAGUUCAAAGAUCCUCUCAUCAUGUUGCUCCUGGCGUCUGCGGUGAUCAGUGUCCUGAUGCGUCAGUUUGAUGACGCCGUCAGCAUCACCGUGGCGAUCAUCAUCGUGGUUACUGUGGCCUUUGUACAGGAAUACCGCUCAGAGAAGUCCCUGGAGGAGUUGGGUAAACUGGUGCCUCCAGAAUGUCACUGUGUGAGAGAAGGGCGUCUGGAUCACAUGCUGGCGAGGGAACUCGUUCCUGGAGACACAGUUUGCCUCUCUGUGGGAGAGAGAGUCCCAGCUGACCUUCGCCUGUUCGAGGCAAUAGAUCUGUGUGUAGAUGAGUCCAGUCUAACUGGUGAGACGACACCCUGCUCUAAGACAGUCAUCCCUCAGCUGGUGAGCAGUGACCUCACGUCCCGGGGCAACAUCGCCUUUAUGGGGACGCUGGUGUGCUCCGGCAAGGCCAAGGGAAUCGUUAUAGGUACAGGAGAGAGCUCCGAAUUCGGGGAAGUCUUCAAAAUGAUGCAAGCCGAAGAGUCUCCUAAGACUCCACUACAGAAGAGCAUGGAUGUUCUGGGGAAGCAGCUCUCACUCUACUCCUUCUGCAUCAUAGGUGUCAUCAUGCUGGUGGGGUGGCUGCAGGGGAAAAACAUCCUGGACAUGUUCACUAUAGGAGUCAGCUUGGCGGUAGCUGCCAUCCCAGAAGGCCUGCCCAUCGUGGUGACCGUCACACUUGCUCUGGGUGUGAUGAGGAUGGUGAAGAAACGAGCCAUUGUCAAGAAGCUGCCUAUAGUGGAGACACUUGGCUGCUGUAACGUGAUCUGCUCAGAUAAAACAGGAACCCUGACGAAGAACGAGAUGACGGUGACUCAGAUCUUCAGCUCUGAUGGACAGCAUGCUGAGGUGACAGGUGUGGGCUAUAAUGGAGCUGGUGAGGUGCUGAUGGAUGGGAAGGUGGUUCAUGGCUUCUCCAACAUCUCCAUCAGUAAACUCGUGGAGGCUGGCUGUGUGUGUAACGAUGCUGUAGUGAGGAACAACACACUGAUGGGUCGACCCACAGAGGGCGCUCUCAUCGCCCUGGCCAUGAAGGUGGGACUGGAAAGUGUACAACAGGAGUUUGUGCGUUUGGAAGAGAUCCCGUUCUCCUCAGAGCAGAAGUGGAUGGCUGUUCGCUGUGUCCAUCGCACUCAGCAGGAGAAACCCGGAGUGUUUUUCAUGAAAGGAGCCUUUGAGAAAGUGAUUCAGUUCUGUAAGACGUACCACAGUAAAGGUGCCUCACUGCCUCUGAGUAACCAGCAGAGGGCACUGUACCAGCAGGAGAAGACCUACAUGGGCAGUGCAGGCCUAAGAGUACUAGCCUUCGCCUCAGGAGACGAAAUGAGUUCUCUGACGUUCCUCGGUCUGGUCGGCAUCAUCGAUCCUCCGAGGACUGGUGUUGGGGAAGCCGUGGCCACGCUGGUCAGCUCUGGAGUGUCCGUCAAGAUGAUAACCGGAGACUCUCAGGAGACGGCUGUGGCCAUCGCAAAUCGUCUGGGUCUGUACGCUAAAGGAGCUCAGUGUUUGUCUGGAGAUGAGGUGGAUGUCAUGGAUAUUCAGGAGCUCUCUCAGAUCGUCUCGAGGACAGUGGUGUUUUACAGAGCCAGUCCCAGACACAAACUGAAAAUAGUUAAGUCCCUGCAGAGCAUCGGUGCAGUGGUGGCGAUGACCGGUGACGGUGUGAACGACGCUGUAGCUCUGAAGGCGGCUGACAUCGGCGUGGCGAUGGGUCAGUCCGGCACAGACGUGUGUAAGGAAGCAGCAGACAUGAUCCUGGUGGACGACGACUUCCAGACCAUCGUGUCAGCCAUCGAGGAGGGAAAAGGCAUUUACAACAACAUCAAGAACUUUGUGCGUUUUCAGCUCAGCACGAGUAUCGCGGCUCUCACACUCAUCUCUCUGGCCACGCUGAUGAAUUUCCCGUCUCCUCUGAAUGCCAUGCAGAUCCUCUGGAUUAACAUCAUCAUGGACGGACCUCCAGCUCAGAGUUUGGGUGUGGAGCCUGUAGAUGGCGACGUGAUCCGUAAACCUCCACGAAACGUGCGAGACAGCAUCCUCACACGCAACCUGAUCGUGAAGGUGCUGGUGUCGUCCUUCAUCAUCGUCUGCGGCACACUCUUCGUCUUCUGGAGAGAGCUGCGGGACAAUGAGAUCACACCGCGCGACACCACCAUGACCUUCACCUGCUUUGUCUUCUUUGAUAUGUUCAACGCCCUCAGCUCUCGCUCAGAAACCCGUAUGGUACAUGAGAUAGGUCUGUGUAGUAACAAGACGUUCUGCUUUGCUGUUCUUGCCUCCAUCAUGGGGCAGUUGCUCGUCAUUUACUUCCCUCCACUACAGAAAGUCUUUCAGACUGAGAGCCUCAGCAUUCUGGAUCUGCUCGUCCUGGUCUGCUUGACGUCCUCCGUGUGCUUCGUGUGUGAACUCAUAAAGCUGCUGGAGAGGUGCAGAGGAGGAAGAGGAGGAAGAGGAGGAAGAGGAGAAAAAGAGAAAGAGGAGUGUAACUCUUUCCAUGACGUAUGACGAACGUUGCUUCUCUGUGAGGAGCGCGUGGUGUCGUCUUCUGUCAGGGGGCGGGGCUUAGGGGCAUAUCUGUAGGGUUUCCAGGGGAUUCGGGGGGUUUUGAGUUUAUCGGAUUUGCACUGGCUCGUCCACGUCUCGGACUUAAUCACGGAGCAAAAGGAGAGGUCGAAGGUCAUCCUUUUUUCAGAGUGGAUGUGAGUGCUGAGGGAGGAGCCGAACCCCAUCUCGGACCUCAGCAUGCUGCUUUAAGACUCCACUAUGACUCCUUAAUGUCAACGAAGCUUAUUAAUCAGACUCUGUGGCUGUUGACGUCUCCUGAUUAUUCUUUUAUUAUUCCUCUCCCUACCUCUCUCUCCCUCCCUCUCUCCCUCCCUCCCCCCCUUCCCCUCUCUCCCCCUCCCUUCCCCUCCCUUCCCCUCCCUCUCUUCCCCUCCCUCUCUUCCCCUCCCUCUCUGUCCCUCUACCCCCUCCCUCUCUCUCCCUCUCCCUCAGCUUCCUGAACUGUUGCUGGUUGUAGUUUUGUGGAACAAUAUGGAUGCCUCUUUACAUUCUGGCAACUCGAGCUUAAAUAAUCAUGUCAGCUAGGCAUGUGUCAAUAAUAUUGGUUUUAGGAUUUUGAUUUUCUCCAAAAUGUCGUCCAUCAGUGACAUUGAGAUCUGGUACAUAGACGUGAAACACAUUAAUAUGAUCAACUGUGAUGAGGAACAUGGUCACAUGCCCCACCACAUGCCCCACCACAUGCCCCACCACAUGCCCCACCAUGUCACCCCAGUGCCACAGGAGAGAUUUACUUCUUUAUAUAUAUAUUAUAUCCUGUCUGACACGGCUGACCACUAAUUUAUUAUUAUAAUUAUUAUUACUAAUAUUAUUAUUAUUAUUAUUAUUAUUAUUAUUAUUAUGUAAAAUUGAAACUUUACUCACAAAACCGGGGACAAUUUCCUACGCAUUAUUUCUGCACUGUUUCACUGAGACGGAAGUGACGUCAGCACUGAGAUAAAAUUAAUCCUUUAAUGAUUUUAAACCGAGCUUCCAGAGAAAAGCGGAACAGCUGAAGUUACUACACCGUGAUGGUUAUCAGGAUAACAUUAAAUCUGCCUGGAUUUAAAUCCACAGAGGAUCACACGCACACACACACGUGUCUCUGCACGUGUCUCUGCACGUGUCCACGUCUUUAACUGGCACUUUAUAGGACGACGUAAAUGAUGUCUGACUCGACCAAAAUCUUUUCUCUGAAUUAAAAUAUCCUCGUUAAUAAGCUCAUAAAGAAACGAUCGAAUAAAGUCGGAUUAUUAAUUGACGUGUUAUAUUUUGAUACAUUAAGUGUGAACACUGGACCUUUAGUUAUGAAUGUUAGCGGACGUCAGAGUCGCUUUUAUUUCUAGCAGUUUGCUCUGACUCCUCCCACACCGUUUUGGCCCCGCCCCCACAAACGCUAAUAGUAAGCUUACAGUGGAAGUAACACGGUUAUAAACUCUUACUGCUACUUUACAAAUUUAUUCAUAAAUGUCAUUAUGGAGGGAAUAUUUUGGCUGAGAAAAACGUCAAUAAAUCGUGUGUCUGUGUUUGGAGUGAAGGACAACAGCCCUGGGUGUCACUGUACUGAUACGGCUUUGCUUUAGUGUAGUUUGGGACUUCUGUAGACCAGAGUGUAACCCUUUUGUGUGUGUGUGUGUGUGUGUGUGUGUGUGUGUGUGUGUGUGUGUGUUGAGGAAGUUAUCUGUUUGUUUGACAAGUUUUUUUUAUCAGUUAGCAAUGCUAUCAGUUACAUUUUUUAAUCCUUUUGUCAUUUAAGGUUUUUUUUUAUUUUUAUUAAAACGAUAAAUUUACGCAGCACAUUAAACCAAGUAAAAGUCAAACUCUCAGUCGUUGUAGCUGCUGUUACUGCGUACAAGCCGAAAAGCCCACACACUAAUUACACCCAUCCUCAUUCCUUUGGUGAUGUAAAUGUCUGUCUGUGGUCCAGGGGAUUAUUGGUGAUGCCUAGUUGACAGCAGCGAGCAGCUCUUCUCAGCUCCACACACCUUUCUUCAUAUUGAGGAACGAUACACUGAAUUUGUGCAGUCUGUUAUGUUGUUAUUUCUUUCCUCUUUACAGCAGUGUGUUUAAACGCUUCCUUCGUUCUUAUUCGCCAAUCACUGAAGUAGUGACUUUGUUUUACACCAUGUUCUUGGGUCAGUGUAAGUGUUUUAUUGGGUUCUUCUUUUCCGAGAGUGAACUGGUCACAACCGAAAUGGAAUUUGGGUGUUAUUAUUAAUUUUUAUUAUUUAAUUUAUUUUCAGUUAUGCACAAUUGAAGUUCAUGAUCUAUGUUUGCUGUUUCACAACAUGAUUGUACAUUAAAAUUUCUACAAAUCUUUAACAGAA